GCUCCCUUAGAGUGCACCAAGGUUGAGAUUUGAGUGAUCAGGAGAUAGAAAUGUUUGCACUGAUUGACUUGAUACAAGGAGAUUGAUUGACUGGCUGAGUGCAACUGUUUAAAAUGAUGUAGUGACUAAAAUGAGCUGUCAGGGAUACUCACUUUGAUCUCCUCAUCUUCCAAGGUAUUCAUUUCCUUCCCACAGUCCCCGAGGCUCAGGUUAACUGGAUGUUGUCCCUUCUCUGUGGGGGUGACUGUGCUUCUCUGUCUUCGUGUUAACCCUGCUAAAGGCUGGCAGCUUCUUCAGGGUAUUUUUCCCCCAGUGCAUGCAAGUUUCCUCAGAGAAUAGACAAAAAGUGCCCUCAAAGUUGAACCAUGUCUGAAUAGAGUAAUUGAUAACCCCCACACACUGAGUUUCUAGAGCCCCACAAGGUGUAAAUAUAUUAAGCAUUAAGGACAUAAAGCUGUACGACCACAGCACCUCAGCGAUUUUAUUUUCGUCACACACCAGAAUUAUAUACCAUAGUUUCUCUUAUACAGUAUGUUCACAGAGAAAUGGCCCUUCCUCGUGAAUUAUGAACUGAGUUCAUGUGCUAUUAAUAUGACAUCGUGGAUUUAGAGCAAGGAAUAAAAAUGAUGUAAUGACCUGGAUUUUUGAAAUGUGCCACAGAUGUUUGCAGAGAUUGCCUAAAACACUCCAUAUGGGCACACUCACUUGAGCUUACGCUAAUUGUGUGAACUGCAUGAAGAAAAGAGCUUAAUGGAUUUUCUCCACUGGAUACAAAUGAUAAAAUUAUAGAUAAAAGCAGAUGCCUUCAAUACCAAUUUUGUAUAGAAUUUGCUGAAGUGAAUAAUAAUGUUAAAGAUGUCUGACCAGGGCAGGUUUUACAUUUAGCAUUAAGGAGCAUAACAAUGAGCCAUGCUGAAUUGAUGCCAUCCAGUGGCUAUAGAUGGAACUGGAAUAAUAUUUUUCUUCCCUUCUUUUUUCCUCCCCAGGAGAUCAUCCUGAAAAAUGACAAACCUGAGCACUCUCGUCAUGGUUGGACACUAAACACAAGACGACCAUGGAAGGAGACAGUGUACUGAACUCCAGUGUAAACACUACAAUGGGCAUCCACCUGGUCACUCACAGCCUCUGGGAGGUGAUCACCAUUGCGACCGUGUCGGCUAUCGUCAGCCUCAUCACCAUUGUGGGGAAUGUCUUGGUGAUGCUCUCCUUCAAAGUUAACAGCCAGCUGAAGACAGUGAAUAAUUACUACCUGCUGAGUCUGGCGGCUGCUGACCUCAUCAUCGGUGUUUUCUCCAUGAACCUGUAUACCUCUUAUAUUCUGAUGGGCUACUGGGCCUUAGGGAACCUCGCCUGUGACCUGUGGCUGGCGUUGGACUAUGUCGCCAGUAACGCUUCAGUCAUGAACCUGCUGGUGAUCAGUUUUGACAGAUAUUUUUCCAUCACCAGACCUCUCACGUACAGGGCCAAACGGACUCCCAGACGGGCUGGGAUCAUGAUAGGUUUGGCCUGGCUGGUGUCACUCAUCCUGUGGGCACCACCUAUUCUCUGCUGGCAGUACUUGGUGGGGAAAAGGACUGUCCCCGAGAGGCAAUGCCAGAUCCAGUUUUUCUCUGAGCCUGUGAUAACAUUUGGGACAGCGAUUGCUGCCUUUUACAUCCCUGUUUCAGUCAUGACAAUCCUAUACUGUCGGAUCUACAAGGAGACGGAGAAGAGGACCAAAGAUCUGGCUGAGCUGCAGGGUAUUAACUGUCCCUCAGACACUGGGGUCACCCAGCCUCAGAAGACCAUCAUCAGAUCCUGUUUUAGCUGUAAGUUAAGGUCGACUUCACAUGACAGGAAUCAAGCCUCUUGGUCCUCCUCCAGCAGAAGCAACGCUGCCAAAUCAGCAGCCAACACCAAUGACGAGUGGUCCAAAGCUGGUCAGCUGACCACCUUCAACAGUUACGCCUCCUCCGAGGAUGAGGACAGACCCGUGUCUCCUGGAGGCUUCCAGCCCUCCUUCAGGAACCAGGCCUGUGAGACCAUCAUCAAGAGUGGAGUGGGCAGUGAGAGCGAGCAGCUCAGCAGCUACGACGAGGACAGCUUCUUCCAGACACCACCCAAGAGCAACUCCCAGAAGAGCAGCAAGUGUGUGUCCUACAAGUUCAAGCCUGUGGCCAAAGACGCUCACGUGGAGCACCACAGCAAAAAUGGAGACACCAAGAUGGCGUCCUCGACGUUCUCCUCGGCCGAGUCCAUGAGCGUCCCGUCCACCUCGUCGACGUCCAAGCCCAUAGAUGCCACGCUGAAGAGCCAGAUCACAAAGAGGAAGAGGAUGGUGCUGAUCAAGGAGAGGAAGGCAGCUCAGACGCUCAGCGCCAUCUUGCUGGCCUUCAUCCUAACAUGGACGCCUUAUAACAUCAUGGUGCUCAUUUCCACCUUCUGCUCAGACUGCAUUCCCCUCUCACUCUGGCAUCUGGGCUACUGGCUGUGCUACGUCAACAGCACCGUCAAUCCCAUGUGCUACGCCCUUUGCAACAAGACUUUCCAGAAGACCUUCCGCAUGCUCUUACUUUGCCAGUGGAAGAAGAAAAGGAUCGAGGAGAAACUAUACUGGUAUGGACAAAACCCAGUGGUCAGCUCCAAACUGACAUGAACUAUUGUUUUGUUUUUUUGUUUUUUAAGAUGGUGUAUGAUUAUGGCUGUAAAUUAUAUGUUUGUAUUAAUGAUCUUGGCUUUAUGAACCUGAACUCUUCAUAUUAGAUGAUAUCAAAAUAGAAAAAAAUACUAUAUCGAGGAGCUGGUACGAUUUAUAGUGUUGCUCAUUAAUCAGUAGGUCUGCUAUAGUGUCUGUUAAUUACUGCUCCAACUUUAGAAAUG
Molecule: messenger RNA, 2859 nt
Organism: Acanthopagrus latus (yellowfin seabream)
Lineage: Eukaryota; Metazoa; Chordata; Actinopteri; Spariformes; Sparidae
Gene: chrm5a
Product: cholinergic receptor, muscarinic 5a
Exons: 1
Coding region: 1055-2635 (526 amino acids)
Biological process (GO): chemical synaptic transmission; adenylate cyclase-inhibiting G protein-coupled acetylcholine receptor signaling pathway; G protein-coupled receptor signaling pathway, coupled to cyclic nucleotide second messenger
Cellular component (GO): synapse; dendrite; plasma membrane
Molecular function (GO): G protein-coupled acetylcholine receptor activity; G protein-coupled serotonin receptor activity
Source: RefSeq, a predicted model, not a curated record